AUGAAACGGGGAUCUGGCAGCAAAGGCGGAAAGAUCACGUGCCUGGUGGUAACAUUAUGUGCAGUGAUCUUAGUUUUGUUGCUGUUGGUGCUCUUAGCAUUUACAGUGCUCAAACCACACCAACCUAUUAGCACAGUGGACAGCAUACAGAUUGAGGACAUGAACUUGAGCAUGGACAUAUUCGAGAUGAGUAUAGAUGUGAAUGUGACAUUGGAAGUGGAUGUUUCAAUUUACAACAGAAACAAGUUUGGAUUCGAAUACCAUAAUAGCUCUGCACAACUCUUCUACAAGGAGGAAUUGAUUGGGGAAGGCCCUAUCCCCAAUGGAGAGAUUUUAGCAGAGGAGACUAAAGGCAUGAACUUGACACUCACUAUUAUGGCUGACCGUUUGGUCUCCAAUAGUGAGAUCAAAAACGAUGUUGCAUCAGGUUCAAUCCCCCUAAACACCAUAGUGAGAAUGUUUGGCACCGUCAAAGUCUUGGGCUUUAUCAAAUUCGACGUGGCUUCUACCUCAUCUUGUGAUUUCAACCUCGACAUUUCCUCUAGAAAAGUUGUGAACAAUAACUGCAUAUCCAAGACAAAGGUUUCAGGUUGA
Molecule: messenger RNA, 594 nt
Organism: Sphenostylis stenocarpa
Lineage: Eukaryota; Viridiplantae; Streptophyta; Magnoliopsida; Fabales; Fabaceae
Source: the annotation of a GenBank genome assembly